Molecule: messenger RNA, 493 nt
Organism: Lampris incognitus (smalleye Pacific opah)
Lineage: Eukaryota; Metazoa; Chordata; Actinopteri; Lampriformes; Lampridae
Gene: pth4
Product: parathyroid hormone 4
Exons: 3
Coding region: 68-397 (109 amino acids)
Biological process (GO): adenylate cyclase-activating G protein-coupled receptor signaling pathway; regulation of chondrocyte differentiation; osteoblast development
Cellular component (GO): extracellular region
Molecular function (GO): peptide hormone receptor binding; hormone activity
Source: RefSeq, a predicted model, not a curated record
UCCAUCGGCACAGAGCCCUUCUCAAGUCACAGGAGCCACAUCACCUUUCUUAGACAGGACCCAUAAAAUGCUGGUAAACCAAAAACCUGUGCAAUCAUUCGCUGUCAUGGUCCUCCUCAUCUUCACCAUCGGCCAGUGUCAGGAGAGCCAGAGUCGGAGAGCGGUAACAGAACACCAGCUGAUGCAUGACCGCGGCCGCACCAUUCAGAGCUUAAAGAGACUCAUCUGGCUGUCCAGCGCUAUCGAAGGCCUCCACACCGCCCAGACACGCUCCUUGUUAAGUUCACCAAAAUCACUCAGCCUGGGUCUAAAUUCGGCCAUGCUGGCCAAUGCCGGUGGAAGUGCCAAGUCUACUGGGGUGGAAAGCCAACAUAAGGUGGCAGUGGAAAGCCUGUAGAGAGAUUUUUUUGAUCCCUAUCUGACACCACUCCCCGAACGAGAAGCAUAGCAUGUCUGUCAAGCAUAUAUGGUUUAGUGCACAUGUAUAAACAGU